AUGGAGGAGGUGAUACUAAACCCCGCGGGUCCCGUCCGCGCUCCGCUGACACUACUGCCCCCGCCGCCGCCGUCUGCGGACCGCAUGCUGUGCCCUGGAGGCUCCUCUGGCCGGGGCACAGCUCUGAGGGGUGGCUGUGAUUCCGAACUUGUCGUCUUCCUCGACUGCUUUAAGAGCUAUGAGGACCAGCGGGCUCUGCGGACAGAGAUCCUCAAGGAGAUGAGGGCGCUGGCCUUCACAUCCCCAGGUCAGCUCAGCUCCAGUGUCAAACCCAAGCCCCACGUCUACGCCACCCUCCUGGAAAGUGGCUGCCAGAAGGGCGAGCACGCGGCCUGCUUCGCCGAGCUGCGGAGGAACUUCGUGAACACCCGGCCAGCCAAGCUGAAGAACUUGAUCCUGCUGGUGAAACACUGGUACCGCCAGUCAGGUGUGUUCACUGGGAAGGAGGCCUUCAGCCUGGCCCAAGGCCUCCGCACCGUCCUGGGCCUGAUCCAGCAGUACCAGCACCUGUGUGUUUUCUGGACCACCAGCUACAGCUGCGAGGACCCUGCAGUGAAGAAGUUCUUGCAGCGCCAGCUUGAGGGACCCAGGCCCGUGAUCCUGGACCCAGCUGACCCCACGUGGGACGUGGGGAACGGGGCAGCCUGGCGCUGGGACCUGCUGGCCCAAGAGGCAGAGUCCUGCUAUGACCGCCCGUGUUUCCUGCAGGCGACAGGGGGCGCUGUGCAGCCCUGGGAGGGGCCCGGCCUUCCACGCACUGGGCGCUCCGGUGUGGACCACCCCAUCCUGCGAGACCCUGCCCAGAGGACCCCCACGGACAGCAGCAGCGUGGAUGCUGGAUGCUCCAGGGCAGGGGACAGGCGGCCCGUAUGCCCAGCUCCCAGCCCCUCGGUGGACGGCAUCGCCCCCGGUACACCGGAGGGGGUCCCAGGUCUGUCUCAGGUCCCCGCCAAGGAGCUGGACCGCUUCAUCCAGGACCACCUCAAGCCGAGCCCCCAGUUCCAGAAGCAGGUGAGCAAGGCCGUCGAUGGCAUCCUGGGCCGCCUGCGGGAGAACUGUGUCCACAAGGCCUCGAGAGUCGGCAAGGGGGGCUCAUUCGGCCGGGGCACCGACCUCAGGGGUGGCUGUGAUGCCGAACUCGUCAUCUUCCUCAACUGCUUCGAGGACUACAAGGACCAGGGGUCCCGGAGGGCGGAGAUCCUCGCUGAUAUGCGGGGCCAGCUGGAAUCCUGGUGGAGGGAUCCGGUCCCCGGCCUGACCCUGAACUUUCCAGAGCAGACCAUGACCGAGGCGUUGCGGUUCCAGCUGAUGUCCCCGGCCCUGGCGAGCUGGAUGGACGUGAGCCUGCUGCCGGUCUUUGAUGCCGUGGGGCAGCUCAGUGCCGGCACCAAACCGGACCCCAAGAUCUACCGGACUCUCCUGGACAGCGGCUGCCAGGACGGGGAGCACGCGGCCUGCUUCGCCGAGCUGCGGAGGAGCUUCGUGAACUCCCGCCCGGCCAAGCUGAAGAGCCUGAUCCUGCUGGUCAAGCACUGGCACCGCCAGGUUGCUGAGCGGUUGGCCCAUGCCUCCCUGCCCCCAGCCUACGCCCUGGAGCUGCUGACCAUCUUCGCCUGGGAGCAGGGCUGCGGGAAGGACCGCUUCAACACGGCCGAAGGCCUGAGGACCGUCCUGGGGCUUGUCCAGCAGCACCGGCAGCUCUGUGUCUUCUGGACGGUCAACUACAGCUCUGAGGACCCAGCUCUCAGAGCGCACCUCCUCGGCCAGCUCCGGAAACCCAGGUGCACACCCACGACCUCCUCUCCGCCCUAUCAUCCUUCCCCCCACUGUCACCUGGAGCCAUUGCAUCCAGGAGGGGGCCAGGGUGGGGUUUGGGGGCCCCAGCCCCAUCCUCGCUCUGCAUCCUUCUGGAAUCUUUGCUGA
Molecule: messenger RNA, 1923 nt
Organism: Myotis davidii
Lineage: Eukaryota; Metazoa; Chordata; Mammalia; Chiroptera; Vespertilionidae
Gene: OAS3
Product: 2'-5'-oligoadenylate synthetase 3
Exons: 10
Coding region: 1-1923 (640 amino acids)
Biological process (GO): negative regulation of viral genome replication; regulation of ribonuclease activity; defense response to virus
Cellular component (GO): nucleoplasm; cytosol; membrane
Molecular function (GO): double-stranded RNA binding; 2'-5'-oligoadenylate synthetase activity
Source: RefSeq, a predicted model, not a curated record